AUGGAUACCGGACAUAUAAAAUCUUUCGUCACUGAGACUGAGAUAGAAGAGAGACGGAAAAGACGGCAGGAAGAAUGGGAGAAAGUUCGUAAUUCUGAUGAACCAGAAAGUUGUCCUGAUGAGACUGAUCAGUGGGAUGGCAAGACGCUGUACCAGAGACUGCAAGAGGUAAAAGAAGCUAAAGAUCUUGAGUUUGAAGAACAGUUUAAGUUCAAAAAUAUGAUCUACAAAGGUCUUGAUGAUGAUGAAGCAAAGUUUCUAUCUAACGUGUCACAACAAAGAGCAGAAGUUGACAGACAAAGACGAGAAACAGAAAAGAAGUUCCUAGAAGAAUGCAGAGUAUCCUUGAAGUGUAGUAUAUAA
Corticium candelabrum is the source of this 363-nucleotide messenger RNA. RefSeq names its product PSME3-interacting protein-like. The coding region runs from base 1 to 363 and encodes 120 amino acids. Gene Ontology annotation, cellular component: nucleus. The record is from RefSeq and is a predicted model, not a curated record. The transcript has 3 exons. Lineage: Eukaryota; Metazoa; Porifera; Homoscleromorpha; Homosclerophorida; Plakinidae.